Synchiropus splendidus (mandarinfish) is the source of this 2472-nucleotide messenger RNA. Its product is annotated as O-acyltransferase like protein-like. Gene Ontology annotation, molecular function: acyltransferase activity, transferring groups other than amino-acyl groups. The transcript is spliced from 17 exons. The coding region runs from base 1 to 2310 and encodes 769 amino acids. NCBI's taxonomy places the organism in Eukaryota, Metazoa, Chordata, Actinopteri, Syngnathiformes, Callionymidae. The record is from RefSeq and is a predicted model, not a curated record.
AUGACAGAACCGUCUGGCCAUUUAUCGGACCCAGCAAUCGUUGCCGGAUUACUGAAGGCUGUAGCCGUCCAGGGCACAAGGAUAGCGAGUCUCGAGAGUGCGACCCAGAGUGUCCUGGAACAGCUACAGAAUAUUUCGGCCAUGCUCGAGCGUUUCCCGACCUCACCCGCCAGAGCUGACACUAAUGUGUCUGCUUCAUUGGAGUCCCCUCGCUCCCUAUCUGUGAUUGACGGCAGUCCACUUCCUCAAGUCACCCACCGCACCUCCGUCCUGACUGUCAAUUUAAUCGGCAACCACACUGAGAGCAAAGUUGCAAUGGCUUCAGGAUACUUGCUGCUGCUGCUGAUCGCGAGCUCUUCUGCCCUGGAAAAAUGCAUGAAUGACACAGAUGUUUUUCUCCAGGAACUCAGCCAGGACAAUCCAAAAGAUUUUGCUGUUGUCAUGUACGAUUCAUUUGGGAAGAUGGGAAGUAACGUAAGAGGAGGCAACCUCGACCGACCAGGCUUGAUGUCUGAAUGUCGCUCUGUCCACACGGCUUCCUUCUCUGGACAAUACUGCCAGGUGUUUCUGACUCAGGGAGAUUUAUUCUACUUUGUGGGGGUUUGUGUUCCUGACUCCUGCGACGAUAAAGAGGUGCACAUGUUGAUGCUCGAAGGGAGGCUGAAGUUUGGAGAGGUCUCCCUCAUUCCUCCUUUACCAUCUAUGUUCGUCAAUGAGUCUAAACUGGAAGUGAUGUUGGCAUAUUGUUUGUCCAAUGCUGUUCAUCCUGAUGCAUCUGGAAUCGCUUGUCUGGUCAUUUGUGCUGUUCUAGUAGCAAUUCCUCUGGCUGCUACGCUGGUCACUGCUGUGAGGACUUGUCAGCAGAGCAAAGAAAAGGCUCCAGCAGUCGAACCUUUCUGCUUGGAUGAGGGGAAAAGCGAUGGAAACUUCAACAUGUCUUCUUCCUUAAAUUGUCAAAAGGAUGGUUGCAAUACACGAGAAGACAAACAACACAAGAGAACACAGAAGAGUUUCCUCAGUCGCUGUUUGCAUCAGUUUCUGGAAGCCUUCUCUCUUCAGACGACGACUCAGGGAGUCCUCAGCACCCCGGCAUCAGUCAAGGAUUCCUAUCCUUCCUUGAACGGCAUCCGAGCUCUGAGCAUGUUGUGGAUCAUUUCAGGACAUUCUCUGAACAUACCAUCAUUUUACUCGACUGAUAACACGAACGAUUUACAAGCAUCUUUGAAAACGAACCCCCUGCAUGUGUUCACAGUGGGAGGACCCAACGCUCUCGGUGUGGACACGUUUCUGUUAUUGAGUGGUUUGUUAAGCGCCAAAAGUCUCCUGAGCUCAAUCCAGAGGAAUGAAGACACCAUGAGUCCACGUCUUGUGGCAGAUUUCUACUUCAAGAGGAUCAGAAGGAUACAGCCCCUCCACAUGUUUGUGGUUAUGCUUUGUGAAGGUGUCUCAUCUGUGUUCAAUGGAGGCCCUUUGCUGGUGAUACUACCUUCAAUAUUUUUUCAAUGUGACAAGUACUGGUGGACAAACCUGCUGUUGAUAAACAAUCUAUUUAGUCGUGAUUUACCUUGCCUACCUUGGACAUGGUACCUAUCGCUGGACUUUCAGUGCUAUGCCACAACUCCUCUUCUGAUUCUUGCCCACAGAAAGAACAAAGUUGUAUUUGCUGUUUUGGUGGUCACCCUGCUGCUGAUGACCAUUUUGACUGGAUCUAUUUUAACAGCACUCCUGCAUUUACCUGUCUUUCGGUCAGAUGUUAUCACAACGCCAGAUUUUUUGUUUUUGUACUACCAAAAACCCUACUCCAGAUAUGGACCAUUUUUGAUAGGAAUUCUGUUCGGAGUGUAUCUGAAAACAAGGAAGGAAACCCUUCUAAAGAAAAAGUGGCAAGCGGCUCUGGGAUGGAUAUGCUCUUUGUCUGUCCUGGCUCUGGUGGUGGGGUUGAGCUACGCCCUCCAGGACGCACCAGACCAUCCAUCAGUACCACAUGCCAUAUACCAGGGACUACACAGAACCGCCUGGGCGACAGCUCUUACCUGGGUCGUACUAGCCUGUGAGGAGGGCUAUGGAGGUUUCAUCAUGAACCUACUAUCACUGAAGUUCUGGCUUCCUCUUUCAAACCUCAGCUUCUCCUGCUACCUAAUUCAUCCCUUGGUUGUCUACAUUUACGUUGGCCUGCAAGAAACUCCGAUACACUAUUUAGACAUCAACUUUAUGUAUAUGUUCGUGGGUCACGUGGAGCUGACCGUUGUCCUGAGCUAUGUGGUGACAGUGUUGGUGGAGAGACCUUUCAUUCUUCUGAAGUGGAAGUGACACUAAACAGAUGCACAAGUGACACAAUGAUGUGCAGUUUGAACAAGUAGUUUUGAGAACUUCAAGAGUGAUCUGAGAAGCACAAAAGCAACUGUAAUCAAUUUUGCCAUGAACCAGUUUAAAACAUCUAAGAAAAUGACGAUGACUGUUUUUUGACAACUA